Bombina bombina (fire-bellied toad) is the source of this 3498-nucleotide messenger RNA. RefSeq names its product zinc finger protein 395 (gene ZNF395). Gene Ontology annotation, cellular component: nucleus. The record is from RefSeq and is a predicted model, not a curated record. Gene Ontology annotation, biological process: regulation of transcription by RNA polymerase II. NCBI's taxonomy places the organism in Eukaryota, Metazoa, Chordata, Amphibia, Anura, Bombinatoridae. Gene Ontology annotation, molecular function: DNA-binding transcription factor activity; RNA polymerase II cis-regulatory region sequence-specific DNA binding.
AUGGCGAGUAUGCUUUCUAAACGUCUUGGGAAGAGAUCCCUCCUUGGUGCUAGGGUUUGCACCCCAAGUCUGUCGGCAGAUGGAAUGCUGGUGGAGGGGCAGGUGUCUGCACAAGUGGAGUUUGGUGGUGGUGCCCAUAUUAGCCCUUAUGAGAAUGGAUUGUUUAAGGACUCCCAAGAGGAUACCUUCACCUCUGGAAGCUUUCCCAUGAGUCGUUUCAAGCUGUAUCCAGGCCAGAAGGUUUACAUCACGUCACAAUAGUAAAGAAUACAUUGGUUUGUGGUGGAACAGCACAACCACAUUGACGCUGAAGUGAAGGCUGUUUGUUUUCGAGCUUGGACCUCCAUUUAUGCAGAAAAAAUGGAGGAUGUUCGUCUUGCUGAGACACAGAAAACCUUGGGCUAUGUGGAGCAAGCACUUCCGACAAGCCCUGUGACAGCUUCCAACACUGCACCAAGAUCUGUCUCUAGCAGCAUAGACGUGCCCAAGAGGCGAUCUGAUGCUGUAGAGAUGGAUGAAAUGAUGGCAGCAAUGGUACUUACCAGCUUGUCCUAGCCCAUCGUCCAGAGCCCUCCCUGCUGUGACAGUAUUCCAGCUCCUCAAGUGACUUGUGAUUUGUGGAAGGAAAGUGGCGACGUGUCAGACAGUGGCAGCAGCACCACCAGCGGCCACUGGAGCGCCAGCAGUGGCGUCUCUACGCCAUCGCCACCUCAUACUGAAGCGAGCCCCAAGUAUACAAGUGAAGUCUUCACCACCUCCCAUGUGGAUGAGGGAUUUGAGACUGACCCAGAUCCUUUUUUACUUGAUGAGCCAGCACCUCGGAAAAGAAAGAACUCUGUGAAAGUUAUGUACAAAUGUUUGUGGCCGAAUUGUGGGAAACUUCUACGUUCUAUUGUUGGAAUUAAGCGUCAUGUGAAGACACAACACCUUGGAGACGGUGCUGAUUCAGACCAGCGUAAAAGAGAGGAGGACUUCUACUACACUGAGGUUCAAAUGAAGGAGGAGACUGAGACUGAGUCCACACCAAGAAGCCCAAGCACUACCACUGCACCACUUCUCAUCCAGCCAGUUCCGCCCAAACCCGAGACUCAGGCUUUGGAGGUGCCAUCUGUUGAGUCUCCAUUGCCCAGCGCACUUAGCCAAUCUGCUCCAGGGUCUUUCUGGCACAUUCAGGCUGAUCAUGCUUACCAGGCGCUACCUUCCAUCCAGAUUCCAGUCUCUCCUCAUAUCUUCACCAGCAUAAGCUGGGCAGCUGCUCCCCCCACCAUCCCCACCCUUUCGCCGAUCAGAAGCCGGUCAUUGAGUUUCAGCGAACAACCACAGCCAACACCCUCCAUAAAGUCCCAUUUGAUUGUGGCUUCCCCUCCUAGGGCAAACAACGGCAACAGAAAAGUCCGCGGCGAAGCCAAGAAAUGCCGUAAAGUCUACGGCAUUGAACAUCGGGACCAGUGGUGCACUGCAUGCCGGUGGAAAAAGGCCUGCCAGCGGUUCCUGGACUGAGCCAAAAUAUGCCCAGCCUCCACUGUCUGGUGAAAAGUGGACAAACCCCUUGCUUCAAUACCUUUUUUAAGACUCCCAGAGUCAUAUUGGAGGCAUUUCCAAAAAAAAUGGUGGUGAUUUUAAAGACUGUACCAAUGUAAAUUCCAAAACAUGUACAACGUCUGAUGUUUGGCAGUUUUUUUUUAAGCUCUCCUUUUGUUUAUAAGACAGUUGUUGUGUUUUUUUUUUUUUUUUUUGUUUGUUUUUUUUUUUGGGGGGGGGGGUUAUUUUACAACCUCUUAGCUAUAUGGAAGUGCAGGGACCAAAGUGUUUGAACCUCCUUUUCCAAUCCUUUUAUUAAAACCAUUUCCUGAAAAUAUUAAGGAGUUCUGAGAUAGACCUGUCCUAAUGUGAUAUAGCAUUUUGCAUGCCUUCCAUUUAUUUGGAUUAAAAUGGAAAAUACUUACAUGCUAUAAUAUUUUUUUAUAUACAUGGAAUUUAAAAGCAGUGAAUUGUACAGAGUAAAUAUAAGCAGUUUGUUUGCUUGCUCAAAAUAAGACUUUCAAUAUUCUGCUACCAUUUUCCUUUUUAAAACACCAGUUAAUUUCUUACACCGCACAUUACAAUGGGACAGUUGUACAGAUUGGUGGAGUUGUGCAUAAAUCAAUAUGUUCAUUGCAUGAUGCAGUGGAUUUUUUAACGAUGGUAAAUAAACUUCCCUGUAGGAAGCUUAUUUUGGUGAUGGAUUCCAUCAUAAACCUAGUCUGCACUUAUUAGGCAUCUAAUAGAUGGUCUGCAUUGCACAAUUAAACUGUGUACGUAAUUUGGGAUUUCUGUUUCUUGUCACUUAGCAACUUUUUGAAAAACUGGGUCAUGACAAAAUGUAUUAUGGACCCAUUUUAUUAAAUGUACACUGUAUCUCCCUCUUUGGGUUUACCCGUUAGCCGUUGCUGCUUUUAUGAGAUUUCACAGAACAUGGCAGAACAAACGUUCUUUUUUUUUUUUUCUUUUUCAUCAGAUUAUUCUGCGUUUCUGGACCUUAUGCAUCAUAAAUUAUCUGCUAAAUACAGUUUUGAUUCUUGCAUCACAAUGUUAGACCAGAGGUUACACAAUAUUUUUAAAGAGAUAUGGAAGUAAAAAUCGUAACUUUUAAUGAUUUAGAUGGUGCAUACAGAUAAAAAAAAAAUAGCUUAUAAUAUCAAAUUGACUUAUUUCUUGUUAUCUCUUGUUGAAACGUAGCUCCUUUAGUAGGUUCAUUAGUGUGCAUUUGUUUUGAGCUCUAUAGGACAGCGGUGCAUGAAACAUUACAAACAUUACUGCCACAUUGUGCUCAAGAUACAUGAACGCCGCUGAUUUAUUAAGCCCUUCGCCUGUCUACAACUGCAGGUUUUUACAAGAGAACCUGCAGUAAGUAUUUAUCAAGCAGCUGCUUCUUCUCCUAUUUUCCACCUCCUUAGGUGGAGAAUUUCAAUCUCCCCGGUCUCGUCCGACCGGGGAGAUUGACAGUUCCUGCCCGUGUGUGAUUGGCUGUGCGCAGGCAGGGGCGGUGUUGCACAAGAGGGCAAAAUAGCACUCUUGUGCAAUGAUGAAUUCCACCAAUGGAAUUCUGCCCGCCAGAGGCGAGCUGCGGCAGACACGAGCGCAUAUGUACGCUGCUGUCGCUUGAUAAAUCCAGCCAAAAGCCUACUUAAGUAUUCUCUAAUGGAAAUGCGUUUCCACAAAGGAUAUUGAGUUGUAAGUAAAUUUUGAUAAAUAAGUUUGUUUUUGUUUUUUUUCUUUGUUUUUAAUGAAUUGCAAGUUGUAUCUAAAUCAUGAUAUUUUUUAUUUUGAAAUCCAUGUCCUUUUAAAUAAUCCAAAUUUCCGUUCUCUACAAAAGUAUUACUGUCAUCUGCUGAUUUCAGUGGUGUACAAAAAAACUCCUAAAGGUGUUUUUAAAAAUAAAUAAUAAUAAAAAAAAAAAUAUUUGCAAUUGUAAGUUUUUACUACCUGUUAAUAAAAGCGAAUGUUCGUUUCAUUUUA